Myxozyma melibiosi is the source of this 2055-nucleotide messenger RNA. RefSeq names its product permease for cytosine/purines, uracil, thiamine, allantoin-domain-containing protein. The transcript is spliced from 2 exons. The record is from RefSeq and is a predicted model, not a curated record. Gene Ontology annotation, molecular function: nucleobase transmembrane transporter activity. Bases 282 to 1967 code for a protein of 561 amino acids. Lineage: Eukaryota; Fungi; Ascomycota; Lipomycetes; Lipomycetales; Lipomycetaceae. Gene Ontology annotation, cellular component: plasma membrane. Gene Ontology annotation, biological process: nucleobase transport; transmembrane transport.
GCAUUGUAGAAUAAUAGAGAAUACUCUAAUAAUAUGAUAACAGUAUUAUACAGUACUGUAUAAUAGUAGAACAGUAUAAUGACAAUAGAACACACAACACUCCUCCUCGGAUAGACUCACCGACUCUCCUCCUCGCCACGAGUCAGAGUCACGGCCUCGUCUAGAUAAGAGCCAACCUAAUUGAUCCCCCCUACUUCUAUAUAAUCUCAUGGCCCCACCUCCUCUCACCUCUUCCUCUCCUCCCUCCUCGUCUUCCCUCUCCUCACUCACCCUCCUCAACCAUGGAAGAAAAAACCUACGAAGUCCGCGCGACCCCCCUCGACGUCGCAAACGGCACCACCACCGAACUCACCUCCUCCCCCAAGUCCGGCUUCUGGCACUCCAUCGACCAAUUCAUCAAGCUCGACUCUGCCUCCGACGUCCGUCGCAGUAAUGCCGACCUCGACCCCGUCCCGCUCGAGGGCCGCACCUGGCGAAUGCGCCACUACGCCCUCUUCUGGAUCUCUGACCAUCUCUCUGUCUCUGGCUUCCGUGCCGCGGCUUCCGUCAUGGAAGUCGGUCUUUCCUGGAGACUUGCCCUCCUCUGUAUCUCGCUCGCAAACAUCUUCCAGGGCGUCUUCAUCACCAUCAACGGUGUCGUCGGCGCGCAGUACCAUAUCCCCUUCUCCAUCCAGGCCCGCGCUUCCUUUGGUUACUACUUUUCCUAUGUCAUGAUCCUCAUGCGUAUGAUUGUCGCCAUCUUCUGGUACGGUAUUCAGGCUUAUACCGGUGCCGAAUGUGUUCAAUCAAUCCUCUACGCCCUAUGGCCCUCCUUCCGCAACGUGCCCAACACCCUCCCCGAGUCUGCAAACAUCACCACCCAGUUCAUGACCGCCUACGUCAUCUACUUCGUCAUGUGUCUUCCCCUCCACUACGUCGGCGUGCAGCGCCUGAAAUGGCUCUUCCUCGUCAAGGCCAUCGCGACCCCCAUCGCCUGCUUCGCGCUCCUGGGCUGGACCGUCGCCAAGGUCGGCGUCGGCAAGGACUCGCUCUUCAACCAGGGCAACACCGUCCACGGCUCUACCCUCGCCUGGGCUUUCAUGCGCAGUCUCUACUCAAACAUCGGCUCCGGCGUCACCCUCAUGGUCAACGCGCCCGACUACUCCCGCUACGCGACCACGCAGCCGGCAACCUAUGCCACCGCCGUCGCCGUCCCCUUCACCGCGACAGUCAUGACCCUAAUCGGCGUCAUCGUCGCCUCGGGCUCGAAAGUCCUCUACGGCACCAUCCUCUGGGAUCCCCUGCUCAUCGUCAACAACUGGACCUCGUCCGGCGGCCGCGCGGCCGCGUUCUUCAUCUCCUUCAGUUUCCUGCUCUCCCAGCUCGGUCUCAACAUCGCCGCAAACUCGCUCGCGGCCGCAAACGACAUGAACUGCCUGCUGCCGCGGUACAUCAACAUCCGCCGCGGCCAGUUCAUUGCCUCGAUCCUGGGCUCGUGGGCGCUCACUCCCUGGAACAUUCUCACCUCCGCGCCGGCGUUCCUCAACUUCAUGUCGGGAUACUCUGUCUGGCUCGGCCCGCUCUGCGGCAUCCUCGUCUCGGACUUUUUCUUUGUCCACAAGAAGAAGUACGACGUCUACGAGCUCUACAACUUCGAGGGCAUGUACAAGUACUACCGCGGCUUCAACUGGCGGUCCGCCGUCGCGUUCACCAUCGGCUGGGUGCCUCUUCUCCCGGGCUUCCUUCCCAGCGUGUCAAACAUCUACUCGACCCCGGCCAUGAUCCACCUCUACGACCUCGGUUUCUUCUACGGCUUUGGCGCCGCCUGUCUGUCGUACUACGUCGUCUGCCGAUUCUGGCCUGCGACCGAGACAUAUGUCGAGCGGGGAGUGUUUAUCGAUGACUUUAUCAACUCGUCGUCGGCUGAUGAUAUUGCCGAGGAGCUCGGAUAUACAGAUGAGAAUUCGAUGGAGAAGAAGUCGGCGUAGAGUGUUCUUUAGUGUUUUUUAUAUAUACGUUUUUUUGGUUGUGCUAUGUAUAUUGAUAUUUGAAUACGGAAUACCUAUGGAACUAUAU